Molecule: messenger RNA, 737 nt
Organism: Phascolarctos cinereus (koala)
Lineage: Eukaryota; Metazoa; Chordata; Mammalia; Diprotodontia; Phascolarctidae
Gene: CMTM7
Product: CKLF like MARVEL transmembrane domain containing 7
Cellular component (GO): membrane
Source: RefSeq, a predicted model, not a curated record
CCCUGCCCCUCCUUCGGGCGUCUAGUCAGGUCCCGGAGUCCUAAACUGGCAGGCAGGCUGGCCGGCAAGCAGGCGGGGGCCGGGGUUGCAGCCGCGCCUGGCAGAUGGACCCACGGACCCAGAGACCCGGCGCCAUGUCUCACGGCCCCGGGGUCAUUCGCACCACAUGCAGCAGCAGUGGUAUCUUCGGAGUGGGCGCGCCCCCACCGGGCCCGGCCCCAGUCCCAGGCCCCUCCGAGGGGCUGCUGGCCCGCGGUUACCCCACCACCUACCCCGCGUUGCUCAAGGUGGCGCAGAUGAUCUCUCUCCUCAUUGCCUUCCUCUGUGUGAAGAACUCCAUGUGGACUGAUUACAGCGCCUACAGUUACUUUGAAGUGGUCACCAUGUGCGACCUGCUGAUGAUUCUCGUCUUCUACCUGGUCCAUCUCUUCUGCAUCUACAGGAUGCUCACCUGUAUCAGCUGGCCAUUGGCGGAAUUUCUCCAUUACUUAAUUGGGACAAUCCUCCUGCUGAUUGCAUCCAUCGUGGCAGCAUCCAAGAGUCACGGCAUAGGUGGCCUCGUGGCUGGAGCGGUCUUUGGGUUCCUGGCUACUUUCCUGUGCACGGCAAGCAUCUGGUUAUCCUACAAGAUCUCAUGUAUAACACAGGCCACAGCUGCAGCUGUGUGAUGGCGUCACUCGUAAUGCCUCGUGCCCCCUGGUAGGAAGAGCCCCUGUGGGGCUGACAGGGACGUGUGG